This is a messenger RNA of Cyclopterus lumpus (lumpfish), 2696 nucleotides long. RefSeq names its product PRELI domain containing protein 3B-like. The transcript has 7 exons. NCBI's taxonomy places the organism in Eukaryota, Metazoa, Chordata, Actinopteri, Perciformes, Cyclopteridae. The record is from RefSeq and is a predicted model, not a curated record. Gene Ontology annotation, cellular component: mitochondrial intermembrane space. Bases 210 to 791 code for a protein of 193 amino acids. Gene Ontology annotation, molecular function: phosphatidic acid transfer activity. Gene Ontology annotation, biological process: phospholipid transport.
UUCUUUAUUUCUUGAUGACAUCUCACACAGUAGGUUGAUUGUAAAUGUACCUUUAGAUUAUGUGGUGCCAAUAAUUGAAGGUGCAGCGCCUGUCUCUGCCACCAGGGGGCAUGUCGUCCUUUUAAGGUCGUCUCCUUCGGCUCCUUCCUUCCUACCCGCGGUCACGCUGUCACCGGCGCCCGAGCCCUGACGGACAAGAGCCUCGCAAAAUGAAGAUCUGGGCUUCAGAGCACAUUUUCAACCAUCCAUGGGAGACGGUGACCAAGGCGGCGAUGCAGAAGUACCCCAACCCCAUGAACCCCGGCGUGUUUGGUGUGGAUGUCCUGGACAGAAGCGUGGACACAGAGGGCCGGUUACACAGCACCAGGCUGCUCAGCACAGAGUGGGGGCUUCCCGCCAUGGCCAAGUCUCUCAUCGGGGUAACGAGAACAUGCACUUAUGUUCAGGAACAUUCAGUUGUGGACCCCAGAGAGAAGAGCUUUGAGCUGAAAUCUACAAAUAUCUCCUUCACUAACCUGGUGUCUGUGGAUGAGAAGUUGACGUACAAGCCACAUCCGCAGGAUCCUGAAAAGACGGUGCUGACACAGGAAGCUCUGAUCAGUGUGAAAGGCAUCAGUCUGAGUAGCUACCUCGAGGGUCUCAUGGCCAAGACCAUCUCUACAAACGCCGGCAAGGGUCGGGAGGCAAUGGAGUGGGUCAUCAGGCGAUUAAACACAGAAAUCGAGGAGUUGGCGGCGACCGCUCGUGGAACUUUACGUGCUCCGAUGGCGGCAGCAGUCACAGACAAAUGAUCCCAGCCGUCCCACUGCUCUCUCCACCAUCAUGAACCGAUGGAUCUCCUCAGACAUUUCCCCUCACCUAAUCUGCCAGCACGGCCUAAUAACCGCACUAAUAACCCAUUCGUUGGCCCCAAGUACGUUUUGUUUCUGUGCGUUUGUCCCGCUUCAGAAGUUGGCGCAGACAAGUUUGAUACUCGCCACUGUGGGCAAUGACGGGGAGUGUUGAGCUGAUGACAGUAAAAAAACAACAACAACAAAAACAGGGUUGAAUUGGACUGCACUUGAAGAUCAUAGGACUUAGUCGUGUGAUGUUAAAGCUCUUUCUUUUUUUAAAUUCACAUAGUGCCUCCACAUUUCAUUAAUGUUCUUCUUGUCCGUCUUCCCCCCCCCCUUCAUCUUGACCUUUUCAUCUCUCCAAUGUUUUCGUCUUUCUCGUUUCCAAAUCUUCUCAGUAAGUUGAGUAUUGUGAACAGCUGAAAUGAAGUCCCUUUUCCUGAAUUGGCCCACCUUGCUUUGUACAGCCGAACUGACCAAAUGAUCUCCAAAGCAAAACGUCACAAAUGCAAACGGUCCGUAUUAAGAUCAACCACUGCUUCAGCGACCGUUUCUUGGGAUAUCGAACCUCCGGGCUUUUUAUUCUCCACAGUCAUGUGAGGUCAGCUACUGAGCAAGCUGACAAUCCAGAUGAGUGUGCGGCCUUUUGCACCAACUGGACUUUCUCACAGAUGGAUUUGCUGUGAGCUGCAGCCAUCGGGGUUGAGACAGGACGGCCCGUUAGUGGGCGUACUUCCACGGUGCUGUAACACUUGAUGUACUUGUCCAGUUCUGAUACAACUGACACUCUUGUGCCGUCAGGUGGAACUCUACCAUCAUGGUGGAUUGGUCUUCAUUCUGGUCAUACAAAAUACUUUAUUUCUUGGAGUCUUUCUUGCCUUUUGUUCUUACUUUCUCUUCCACUGUUGUGCUGUGUGGUUGUGUUACAGAUUAAGAAUGUGCGUUCUGAAUGUCUAACUUAUUUUCAGCAUGUCUACUGAAAUGCACUUAAAUAGGUAGGAAGUCCUCAAAGUGCAGAGUUUCAAAAAGAGGCUGUGAAACUUGUGUUGUGAACGUUCAGCAGUGUUGUAGGAGGAGCUCUGCAGGGUUGCGUUCAGGAGUGCAAACAGAAAAUGUCAAGAUUUAAGUAAUUGAUGAUUUUAAUACCCCAAAACACUUUUUAUUUAUUAUCAUGAACAAACCCUCUGUUCCUUUUCUUAAUAUCUAUAGAUGGUGGUAUUUAAAGUAUAUUUGUAUCGGUGAACAUUAACAAAGACUGUUAAUUGUAUACUAUAUUUACCUUCUUUAUCCCACAUCAGACUCUCAGGUUGACUUCAGUUCGGUUUCCCCGUUUGCUCCCUUCAUCGAGAACGUUGUUUGCUUUCCCCUUUUUUCUGCUCUUCUCCUCCUUUUGGAAUUUUAACUGGGACAGAUUUACGUUUCAGGGGUUUGUGGUACAAUGGAAGCUACUUGAAAAUGUCUGUUAAUUAAACUUGGCAUCACAAGUCUUCAACGAUGUGUCACAGUUGGCAUCCUGCUCCACUGUCAUCGUCUCAGUUUAGUAGAUCUCUGUAUACAAUAGGUCUUUUUUCUUUUCUUUUUCCCCCGUCCUGCUUCCAGUACAGCAGAGUUUCUAUUUAAAUGUGUUCAUAAUGAUCUAACGCCUCAUCGGGUCCAGCUCGGGAUCAAGCCGCUUGAAGCCAGCUGAUUACCUCACAGUGUUUCAUUGCGUGUUUAUUCUGUGAACAUUUUAAGAAUAGUGGCUGUACAUAAGCUUAUAUUUAUAUUGUGGCAGUGUUACAUUCCAAGAAUGUGAACAUGAAGGAGGAUCUAAAGAGUGCACACUGAAAUGUUUCAAAAUAAAGAGAUGGCAUUGUUUCAUGA